UAUAUAUAUAUAUAUAUACACACAGACACACGUAUCAUAUGUCUUGUGGUGCCAAGAUUUACUUUCUUUAUCUUACCAUCAUUUUCCUGUACAUCUCUCCAAACAUUUCUACCUUUACGGCAAGGAGAAAACAAAACGAAUCACUGGUACAAAUAAUGUUCCAGCGAUUCGUUUUUUCGUACAUAUAAAAAUAUAUAAACAAAAAAUUAAAAAAAAAAAAAAAAAAUCUGGCUAGGAAGAUAAGCAAUGGCAUUUGGUAAUAACAAGUCGUCGAUUAUUCUCCUUCUUCUCUCUAUGAUAUAUUUUGUCACCCUUAUCCCAAAAUCGCAUGCUGCAAUUGCAAAGUACGACGACUAUUUGCGUAAAAAGGCUAACGAGUCAUUUGCGGAGUCGUUGAAGGCAUUUGACCCCAACCCUGAAAAAGUAGCCGAUGAAUUGAAUGAACAAGUUGGCGAGACUUUGGUACACGAAAAUCUAUCAAGAAGACACCUCAAAGAAGAAAACGACUGCAAGGCCACAAACCCCAUCGACCGAUGCUGGCGGUGCGACGGCGACUGGUCCAAGAACCGUAAAAAGCUGGCCGAAUGCGUACGCGGAUUCGGCCACCGCACCACCGGGGGCAAAGACGGAAGAUACUAUUUAGUCACCGACCCGUCAGAUGAUGACAUGGACAAGCCCAAGAAUGGGACCCUCCGCCACGCUGUCAUCCAGUCGGAGCCACUGUGGAUAAUAUUUGCCCGCAGCAUGGUCAUCCGUCUUAAGCAGGAGCUCAUAUUCGCUAGCGACAAGACGGUCGACGGGCGGGGCGUACGGGUCCGGAUCGCGUACGGGGCGGGUCUCACGCUCCAGUUCGUCCACAAUGUGAUAAUCCAUAAUAUAAGGAUCCAUAAUAUUGUCUCGACGCCAGGUGGCAUGAUAAGGGACGCGGUGGACCACAUAGGGCUGCGCACGGUCAGCGAUGGUGACGGCAUCAAUGUCUUCAGCUCGAACAAUAUAUGGAUAGACCAUGUUUCGCUGUCUAAAGGGACCGAUGGCCUCAUUGAUGUCAUCGAGGGGUCCACCGCUAUCACCAUCUCCAACUGUAAAUUCAACAACCACAACACUGUGAUGCUAUUGGGAGCACAUGAUAAUAGUACUAAAGAUACGAUCAUGCAAGUCACAGUGGCAUUCAAUCGGUUCGGAAAAGGUUUGGUACAGAGAAUGCCGAGGUGUCGUUGGGGUUUCUUCCACGUCAUCAACAACGACUACUCAAAGUGGCUAAUGUACGCCAUCGGGGGUAGCUCCAACCCCACCAUCAUCAGCCAGGGUAAUCGCUUUAAGGCCUCCGAUAAUCCAUUCACCAAACAGGUGACGAAGAGGGAGUCUACAGAGAGCGAAUGGAAGAAAUGGCAGUGGCGGUCGGAGGGUGACAAGUUUGUGAACGGGGCCUACUUUCGUGAGUCGGGCCCAAAGGUUAAGCACACUAUAAGUCCGUUGAAGGAGAAGAACUUAAUCAAGUUCAAACCGGGUUCGUAUGCGGGUAGGCUCACACGGUAUGCCGGUGCACUCAACUGCGUUGCUGGCAAAUCAUGUUAAAAUUGUAUACUUGGUAAAUUGUUUUCGAUUGUUUUCUUUGUGGUGAAGAAAACAGUUGGAGGUUGUGUAAUUAGAAGUCCGAAAGGUUCAAAGGUGGAUGAGACAGUAUAUGUGUCCCUUUCGUCUAUGUUUGUUGCAACAGUUGAAAUGGUUAUGAAAAAUAUUCGACUUCUUGAUUCUUCUUUUUCUUUUUCUUUUUAUUUUUUCGAGCAUAUUGUUUUGCGUUUGUUAACAUUUGCGUUUGAAUGUGCCGCUCUAUUUUCUUGAUUGAUCUGUCGUAGCUUCCUGCGAAUGAUACCAAGAGAAUU
Molecule: messenger RNA, 1883 nt
Organism: Erythranthe guttata (spotted monkey flower)
Lineage: Eukaryota; Viridiplantae; Streptophyta; Magnoliopsida; Lamiales; Phrymaceae
Product: pectate lyase
Molecular function (GO): pectate lyase activity
Source: RefSeq, a predicted model, not a curated record